Messenger RNA from Polypterus senegalus (gray bichir), 1684 nucleotides. RefSeq names its product dynein regulatory complex subunit 3-like. NCBI's taxonomy places the organism in Eukaryota, Metazoa, Chordata, Cladistia, Polypteriformes, Polypteridae. The transcript is spliced from 12 exons. Bases 92 to 1660 code for a protein of 522 amino acids. The record is from RefSeq and is a predicted model, not a curated record. Gene Ontology annotation, molecular function: protein binding.
CAGGAGCACAGGGCCCCCAGCUGUCCCACGCCGCGGAGCUGCUAGAGCUGUGAUUUCAAUCCUUGAGAAGUCACCGCACUUUUUCAACACCAUGAGCCGCCUGUACGACACCAUCGAGCCCAAUGUGGUCUCCGACGAGAUGUUGCAACAGGCCGUGCAGGAGCAGGGACCCCAAGGGCAAGCCGGCAUAAUCGCUAAGGAGGAAGGGAUUCUCUUUAAAGACGUCGAGCGCCUGCGCCUGGACUACAGAAACAUCCUGAAGAUGGAAAAUCUUUGGCAGUUCACAAAUCUGACCAAACUACAAAUGGACAACAACAUCAUUGAGAAGAUAGAAGGUCUGGAAUAUCUGGUCAACUUGGUCUGGCUGGAUCUCUCUUUUAACAACAUUGAGGUGAUCGAUGGCUUGGACUCCCUGGUCAAGUUGGAGGAUCUCAGCUUGUACCACAACCGCAUCUCUAAAAUUGAAAAUCUGGACAACCUGAAGAAGCUGCAGUUCUUCUCCAUUGGGAACAAUGACGUGGACAAACUUGAAAACAUCAUCUACUUGCGGAGGCUGGAGAAGCUGGAAGCACUCUGCCUGGAUGGGAAUCCCAUCGAACAAGUUGAGGACUACAAGCUGUUUGUCGCCGCCUACCUGCCCAAUCUGGUCUAUCUGGACUACAAAUUAGUGGACAAUGACACUCGUGAGUUGGCUGGUCUCAAAUAUCAGUACGUCAUCGAGGAGCUGCAGCACAAUGAGAACUUGGCGAAGACAAAGCAGGAAGAGGAGCAGAAGGAACAAGAAGUGCUACAGUUGCAUAAGGAUGCGUUUGUGGAACAUCUCAACGGGCCGUUCCUGUUUGAUAGCCUGUUUGCAGAAGAUACAGAAGGGAGCAAACUGGUGCAGCUCCCCGAAGUGGUCCCACUUCUUGAAACCUACCGGAGCAAGUUUCUAGAGCUGUGCCACAACAUAUUCAAUAACGGCCUAAAGCAACACCAGCGGAGGCAGGAGGAGCUGAAGGCCUAUCACGAGGGCAAGGAAGAGGCGGUGAAAAUGAAUCAAGACAUUGGGGCGAGUAAGGUGGCUGAGUUCGACCCGGUAAAGGAGCAGUUUCACAGAGACAUUCAAGAAAUCGCAGACGAGGAGCAGCUGAACUCGCGCCUGGCACAGUACCACAGUGACAUCAAGGAGCUGCACAACUCACUCAUGAUGUUGGAGAUGCAGCUGUUAGAGCAGCUUAAGGACAUAAGUGAGGAUUUCGAAAGAAACAUGACGGAAAUGGUGGUCAAUUUCAUCGAGUAUGUUCAGGGCUUAAUCGCUCAACUGCGGGACUUGGAGAGCAACUACAAUGAGAAAGUGCUGGAGAUUGCCAUCAACACUCUAGAGAAGGCCAAGAGGGAUGAAUUUGAUGAGGAUAUCCCUGAAGACGUCAGAAUGCUCUUUGUGGAUAAAGACACAGUUAUCAACGCUGUCAGCGGCUCUCAUGACAUGCACCUUCUGAAGAUCGAUAACAGGGAGGACUCAAUAGUGACAAGAGCCAAUAAGUGGUGUGCAAAUGUGGUCACACAGGUACACCGGGAAGAAAAGACUCGCAAUCGCAACCGUGUUUCAGAGAUCCACCAGUACACUAACCAUCUGCGGGACAAUGCUGCUAAGUACGAGCUCCGCCAUGCAGCCUAGGCAGCUUUGCCUCUGCUCAACACG